AUGGAAGGAGACUCAAUUGAUAGUUUAGCUACUUCGGCUGAAGAAAUUUUUUCUGAUGGGGAAAGCAUUGAUGAAGAAUUGCCUACUUCUUCAAAUAAAGUUUUGGAUGAACGUAGAGUUGAGUUGUCAGAUAGUUGUAGUCUUCAGAGUUCUGGUGAAAAUAACUUCCGCAGAGGCAGGUUAAAAAAAUUAUUUCAGUAUGAUGCUCACAAGGAUAUACCAUAUGAAGAACUAAAUAAAGCUUCAAAAGAUGUUUUAGACCGAGCAGUUGAAUACAUGCAAUUAUUCUUGAUUCGUUAUCAAGCAGAGCAUGCUGGAGUUGAUUUACUUCGUCGUAUGCUUUUGGCUGCUCGUCUUUAUGGUGCUCCUCUCCAACGCCUUAUUCAAUUUGCCUUGUCAAUACAUUUAAAGUACAUUCCGGAUAUCCCUCAUUUUUGUUAUAGGCCAAUCAAUAUUAAAAUUUUGGAAGAGAUAAGACUUCAUCGAAUAUUUUUUCGUCGUCAACUAACUUCUCUUGUUAUUAAUUUACAUAAUGCUGCAAUGAGGAAAGAUUGGCCGACAGUUGCUGAUCGUUUAGCUUCAAUUCCUGCAUUUCCUUCAAAACAACUUCCUUCAAGAAAUCAUUUUGAAUUUUUUAAUCACGCAAUGGGCCCAUAUUUUCCUUCAUUUUAUUUACUUACUUUACAAACUUUACUUGAAAGUAAGCAACAAAUAAAGAAUUUGAGUUCACAAUAUGUUAAAGCCUUUAAAGCUUUUAAUUCUACUUGUUCUGAGCGUCAUAUUUGGAUGGAUAACUCGAUGUUUUACUACUCACAGCUUCUUAUUUUUCAUUUAUGCAAUUUUAAAUUGGAGAAGACUGGACCAGUUUUGGCUGGGCAAAAUGUCAAAUUGCAAGGGGAUUCUCGGCAUCGCCGUUUAAUUCUUUUGCUCAAUUAUUGCAUCGAUUUUGAGAAACAUUUUCUUUCAUUAAAAAAAGAUAGGUUUGAACGAAUAAACACAACAAAACUAGAAAUGGAUGAGGACAAUACAUUACAAAUACGAGAUCGUUCUUUAUUAUCAGGAUUUUCUGGCUUUCUUGAUGUUUUGUUUGAAGAACCUACAACAAUUGUUGGCCUUUUACCUUUAGCAGUAUUUUGUGCAAUACAAUUUGACUGUUUAGAGGCAAAUUAA
This is a messenger RNA of Meloidogyne enterolobii, 1170 nucleotides long. Lineage: Eukaryota; Metazoa; Nematoda; Chromadorea; Rhabditida; Meloidogynidae. The record is from the annotation of a GenBank genome assembly.